Molecule: messenger RNA, 2074 nt
Organism: Sapajus apella (tufted capuchin)
Lineage: Eukaryota; Metazoa; Chordata; Mammalia; Primates; Cebidae
Gene: CCDC60
Product: coiled-coil domain containing 60
Exons: 14
Coding region: 1-1749 (582 amino acids)
Source: RefSeq, a predicted model, not a curated record
AUGGGCCGUGGAUAUUUUGCUAUUCUGAGGGAAGAGAGUGCAAUGAAAAAGAAGCAACAGCAACUUCAGAAACUGAAAGAGGAAGAAAAAAAUAAAUUCCAGCCAGCCAAAAAGACCUCAGAAAUCCCCUAUGGGGACACCUUAUUGGGGGUCCUGUCCACGGAAUCAUAUAAUACAGGUAUUGAUCGACUUAUGACCUAUGCAACUUACGACCAUUCGACUUUACGACCACAAUCGCUAGCCACGACAGUGCGGACCAGCUUCCGGCAGCACUACCAUCUCCACGUGCACCAUUUCAACUGUUAUCCCAGACUCGACCGACAAACUAUGCAGGGAAAAAAGAAAGUCAAGCACAUCCCCAAAGAUUUCUGCCUGCAAGCAGUCUUUCCCACUGUGCUCAGUGACCUCGUUUUUCAGCUGCAGAUUCAGCUGAAAAGCACCUAUGACGAUGUGAAGCUGAAGAAGCUGGGAGCUGGAGUCACACGUCGCCCGUUCACUCCCAUCCACAGCUGCCUCAUUUCUCCCUUGCUACCCGAGGCUCACAUCGAGCCCCUCUUCCGCCAGCUCUGUGCUCUCCACUGGCUUCUGGAGGCCCUGACUAUCGACCACACCCACCACACCAUGAAGCCUGUGAUCACCUGCUGGAAUCCAAAGGACCCAGGGGGAAGCAAGAGCACCAUUAAAAAAAUCAAUAAGGACAAGUCCAUGGGACAGAAGUGGGAGCAUUUCGUCACUGCACCAAAGACCAAAAAAUUCAAAACUCCUGCGAUGCGGGUCACCAGCCGAAAACCAAGCCGGCGAAGCUCCACGCUCAGUCUGAGUCGGACCAGUGGGGGGUCCUCUCCCCAGAGCAGCAUGCUCUCUGUGAACCCUGGCUCAGAUGAGCCCCCGAGUGUGAACAACCAGGUGACCAGCAGCAAGGACAUUGAGGACAAUGAGUCAUCUUCAACCAAGCCAGAUGAAGAAGCUCUGCAUAUAAAUCUACAGAAGCUCCUGGAGAUGGUUCGGGAGGAUGCCCGGAGGUCAAUCAUGAUAGAAAAUGGGAUGCAAAGAAAAGCACCCAGCAUCUUGUCAGUACUGAAACAAAACAAGAGCAAUUCUGCCUAUAAGGAAAUGCAGACCACCCACAAGUCAAGUGAGAGAUCCAGCAGUACAAGUGCAGAAAGCCACACCCAGCCAGUCCAGAAGAAGUCUAAAAACCGCACUAAUUAUGACAUCAACAUCCAAUACAAGAGUGGGGUGUGUAACACCAUGAGGGCCAAGUUUUACAGCGUAGCCCAGGAGGCUGGCUUCUGCCUGCAGGACAAGAUGGAAAUCCUCAUGAAGCGCCAAGAAGAGAGAGGUGUCCAGAAGUUCCGUGCUUUCGUCCUUGUCUCAAAUUUUCAAAAGGACAUAGCAAAAAUGAGACAUCAAGUAUCUGUAGUAAAAGGAGAUGCAGAAGAAAUUGCAGACCACUGGUACUUUGAUCUGUUGUCCAAACUGCCAGAGGAUCUAAAGAACUUCCGGCCUGCCAAAAAGAUCCUAGUGAAACUGCAGAAGUUUGGGGAAAACCUGGACCUGCGGAUUCGACCCCACGUCCUCCUGAAGGUGCUGCAGGAUCUGAGGAUUUGGGAACUGUGCUCCCCUGACAUUGCUGUGGCUAUUGAGUUUGUACGAGAACACAUCAUCCAUAUGCCUCAAGAGGAUUACAUCAACUGGCUGCAGAACCGGAUCAACAUACCCAUCGGGCCCUAUGGCACCCUGACGUAGGCUGGGCCUGGGUUGACCAGCUGUUGCGGUGGAGGAGGGUUUACCUAUAUCAUGCUCCUGUAUCCUUCCUGUGUUCCUGCCUCCUGACUACCCUCAUGGAUGCUCUUUAUGGAUGACCUUUUAUAGUAGGGUCAUCUGGAGACUGACCUCCGGCAACAUUUUAAAGGGGGAUGGUCCCAGGUGGCCUUCCUCUAAAUUCUACACCCCAGACACAACCUACCAGUCUCUUUUCUUCAAUGGUCCAGCCUGAAUCUACCUUCUUCCUCUUCAGAUUUCUUCACCCUAUUUAUCUUCCUCAAAUACUGGAGAAUAAAAUUGAACUGAA